AUGCUGUGCCAUCAUCGGAAUAGUCGGAUUCUCCUAUCUCUACAGCUUCUUUUCUUAAAAGGAAGAGUUGUUUUCAAGACUAAGAAAUGGGACACAUUUCCCUGGAUCACGAUAGAACAAAGCCAGCUUCGAUCAGGAAAGCUCCCAGGACGUCCACAGCACAACGAACGCACUGUGACAAUGGACGACCCCAAUACCAGAUACAGUAAACGCCUGCGUACAGGUACGCGGCGGCGGUACCAGGAUGAUGGAAUAUCUGAUGAUGAAAUUGAAGGAAAGCGAACAUUUAUCCUGGAUGACAAAUUAAUGAGUGACCGCUUCACCUCAGAUUUGAUCAAAUAUAUGGAUGGAAAAGAUUUUACAUUUGAAUAUAUCCAGAGGGAGGGCCUCAAGGAUCCAAUCGUCUUCAAGAAGUCAGAUGGCCUUGGCAUACAGAUGCCCGAUUCAGAUUUUAGUGUGAGUGAUGUAAAGGUGUUUGUUGGUAGCAGGCGUAUUGUUGAUGUAAUGGAUGUAAACACACAAAAAGGAAUUGAAAUGUCAAUGGCACAAUGGGGCCGUUACUAUGAGACCCCACCAUCCGAAAGGGAGAAACUCUACAACGUCAUCAGCCUGGAGUUCAGCCACACAAAGUUGGAGAAUCUGGUCAAGCGCCCCGCUUCGGUGGAUCUUAUUGACUGGGUAGACAACAUGUGGCCACGACAUCUCAAAGAAAGACAGACAGACUCCACUAAUGCAAUCAUUGACAUGCAUUAUCCUAAAGUACAGAAAUAUUGCCUCAUGAGUGUGCAGGGCUGCUUUACAGAUUUUCACAUCGACUUUGGUGGCACUUCAGUGUGGUACCAUAUUCUACGAGGAAGAAAGGUCUUUUGGCUUAUUCCCCCAUCUCCUCAGAACCUGGACAUGUAUGAAAAUUGGGUUUUAUCUGGGAAACAAGGAGAUAUUUUUCUAGGGGACAAGUGUCAUGACUGUCAACGAAUAGAGCUGCAGCAAGGUUAUACAUUCAUGAUUCCAUCAGGGUGGAUCCAUGCUGUGUACACUCCAGAAGAUACUUUGGUAUUUGGAGGCAAUUUCCUUCAUAGCUUUAACAUCCCCAUGCAACUCAACAUCUACAGUAUUGAGGACCGUACAAGGGUACCAGCAAAGUUUCGUUAUCCUUUCUACUAUGAAAUGUGCUGGUAUGCCUUGGAGAGGUAUCUCUAUUGCCUGACAAACACCUCACAUCUCACUCCUGAAUUCCAAAAAUAUUCUCUUGGAAUCGGUCUUUCUCGUAAUGAUGUCAAUGGAAAUGAUGCCGCAGAGGAAGCCCUAAAUGAUGACGAAAAUCUAGCUAUCAAAACAAAAGAAAUUGACCCUGUGAAAGAGGAAAUGGAUGAAAUUGACCUGGCAGUCCCAGAGAAAAGGUCCAAAUAUGUGCUGACACCCCUGGAGUUGGAGGGACUUUGGAACCUGUUGGGGAAGCUUGAGGAGCUGCCAGACCAUAAAAAGUGUGUCCCUUCAGGCAUUCAGAAUGCUGCAGCUUUGCUUGAAGAUAUGAGGGAGGUUUUACUGCAGCAUUCAGAUGAUGAGCCUAACCUGUCUUACACCGGAGAACCCAUUGUCAAGUGGCCAAAAAGGCCUUCAUGGUAUGAGCCCCUCCCUCCUCCUCCUCCACCUGUGUUAUCCCGUCCUCGAUCGGGUCCCACUGAGCACAAAACUAGGCGGUCUACUAAGCGAUCAAUCUCUGCCCUGCGGCGGAGACGGGUGAGGUGUAAGCGAUGUGCCGGAUGUCGCAGGACAGAGUGUGGCUCAUGCCAGUUUUGUCAUGACAUGAGAAAAUUUGGUGGACCUGGGCGCAUGAAGAAGGGUUGUUUAAUGAGACAAUGCUUGACUCCCGCUUUGCCCAACACGGCACGGUGCGCCAUAUGUGGAGAAGGUGAACCAGAGGACUCUAAUCCAAGCACUCACACACUCAUGGAGUGCUCUGUUUGCAAUGGCAUUGUUCAUCCACGGUGCAUUAAGGAACCAGGGGAAGGAAAAAUUAGAAAAGACUUGCCAAGUUGUUGGGAGUGUCCCAAGUGUUACCAGAGCAAAGGCUCUGAAUCAGAGUCAUCCAGUGAUGAGGAAAGUGCAGAGUCGGAUUGUUUCAACCCCGAUGACUGUAUUCGUGGAGGCGAACCUCGCAAAAAGACAAAGAGUGUCAAACCUACAUCCCGUCCGACGGCACCACCUCCCUCUCAGAGGCUUCUUCUCCAGCAACAACAAAGUCGAAAGAGAGCAAGUGCACUGGAGAUUCAACUUAGAAAGAGGAUAAAGUUGGAACGAAGCAAAAUAAUGGCACAAAAACGAGUAGCCCUUGAACGCUCGGGCAAUCGAUUGCUGUCCAGACUGCGAUCUCCAAACAGCAGACUGGCCAUGGGCAGGGGUCAGGGAGUGACCAGGGCGAGUGCCUCCUUGUUCCCCACCAGAGCAGCAGUUACUGGGACACCAGAGAAGCCUCCUUCUGCGAGUGUGAGUUCCAAAGGCAGAGGCCGCGGAGUGAGAUUGAGAGGUGGAGCAGCAGGCAGAGGGUUUCACUCCAGAGACCAUAGAGCUGUCAUUGACAGUGAAGAUGAUAGCAGCAGCAGCAGCAGCAGCAGUAGCAGCAGCAGCAGUGGUUCCAACAGCAGCACAGAGGAAGAGGAAGAGCAUGGAGUACAAAAUGGCUCUCCAGGAGGGGACAAAGAGAACCAGCCCCAAACGAUGAAAGAUCUGGAAGAUGAAAAAGACCAAAUUUGCACUCACAACUAUGAGGAGCAGAUGGAGAAAGAUGCCCAAACUGAAAAUAAAGAAGGCUUUAACAAAGUAACCCUCCAAGUACCAAGCAAGGCUAAGCAAGACUCUGCUGCUAUUGUUCCUAAACUGGAAGCUAUUGCUUCAACUACUACUGCAUUAAUACGCAACCAGUAUAAAGCCCUUCCUCGACCACCAAUCAGACGACCUGACAUCCAGACAAACAAGUACACUCCACCGCUCACACGCAGCGGUCAUCAAAGUACUCGCAAAAAACGCCAAGAAAAACUGGAGACAUCUACAGCAAUAAAAGACUGUAAACUUGUUAAACUUGGCCACGGUGUUGUAGCUUCAUCAUCCUCUGAUCAUCCUCGCAUCCCUCUGUCAGCGCUCCAGGAAGGCGGCAGUGAGGCAGACAGAGAGAGCAAUGGCACAGGGACAAUCUGUGAAAGGGAGGUUUGGGUUUCAGUCUUCCGCUACUUAAGCCGAGCAGAUCUCUGUAUCUGCAUGGCAGUCUGCAAAAACUGGUACAAAUGGUGCCUGGACAAAAGGCUUUGGCCAAAGAUUGACCUCAGCAUAAAGUCUGGUGUCACUCCUCAGGCUCUUGUUGGUAUCAUAAAAAGGCAGCCCGUAUCGCUGGAUCUGUCUUGGACCAACAUUUCCAAAAAGCAGCUUAACUGGCUCAUUGGACGCUUACCUGGUCUAAAGGAUCUGAUGUUAGCCGGCUGUUCUUGGGGAUCCAUUUCUGCUCUCUGUUCAUCUAGUUGCCCUCUCCUUCGUUCUCUAGACCUGCAUUAUGCGGAUGGAGUCAAAGAUGCACAAGUCCGGGAGUUGAUCAGCCCGCCAGGUUGUGAUAACCGCAGUCAACUUCGCACCAUUCAGAGUUUGAGAUUCUCGGGUCUAGACAUCACUGACUCAACUGUUAGGCUUGUAAUCCGCCACAUGCCACACUUAACAAAACUCGAUCUUUCGCACUGCAACAGUCUCUCGGACCACUCCAUCAAUCUGCUUACUGCUGUAGGCUCCUCCACACGAAACACCCUCACAGAGCUCACCUUGGCAGGCUGCAGUAAAUUGUCCAAUACAUGCCUAAGGUAUCUCCGCCGUCUUGCCUGCAUCAGUCUACUUGACUUGCGGGGCUGUAACGGUGUCUCCCGCAAAGCUUGUGAAGCUUUCAUCUCUGAGCUCUCUGUCAACACACUCUACUGUCUGUCAGAUGACAAACUGAUCGAGCGGAUAUCUUAA
Knipowitschia caucasica is the source of this 3993-nucleotide messenger RNA. Lineage: Eukaryota; Metazoa; Chordata; Actinopteri; Gobiiformes; Gobiidae. The record is from the annotation of a GenBank genome assembly.